Cokeromyces recurvatus is the source of this 549-nucleotide messenger RNA. RefSeq names its product DNA polymerase delta, subunit 4-domain-containing protein. The record is from RefSeq and is a predicted model, not a curated record. NCBI's taxonomy places the organism in Eukaryota, Fungi, Mucoromycota, Mucoromycetes, Mucorales, Mucoraceae. The transcript has 3 exons. Gene Ontology annotation, biological process: DNA synthesis involved in DNA repair; DNA-templated DNA replication. The coding region runs from base 128 to 508 and encodes 126 amino acids. Gene Ontology annotation, molecular function: DNA-directed DNA polymerase activity. Gene Ontology annotation, cellular component: delta DNA polymerase complex.
CUUGGCCUAUUAAAAAUUAAAUAAUAUAUCAAAAUAAUAAUACGCUAUCAUUUUCUCUUUCUCUCUCUCUCUCUUUUUUUUUUCUUUCUUUUGCUUUUCUUUUUCAUUUUUUUUUAAUAAAUAUAUCAUGUCAACAUCAUUGCAAGCUAAAUUAGAUUUGCCUAGAGCACGUCGUCAUACAAGACAAGGAUUAAAGCCUAUUAUAAAAGAUAAAAAGCAACAAACAUCUACUAUUAUAAAUAAAAAGCAAGAUGAAUUGACAGCAAUAGCAAAACAACCCAUAUCCUUGGGAAUUCAUCAAGAACAUUUAACAGAUAUAGACAAACUAUUAAAAGCCUUUGAUCUAAAUUACAUUUAUGGACCCUGUGUUGGUUUAACGAGACUAGACAGAUGGGAAAGAGCUCAAAGACUUUCCUUAAAUCCUCCUAAACUAGUUAAAGAAAUCUUAUUAAAUGAUAAAUCUCAGAAAUAUAAACAUUCUUUAUUCCAUCAAUUUAGAAUGAUUUGAAAUAAAAUAAAAUAAAAUAAACGUAAAAUACCCUUUCCAAU